Messenger RNA from Apus apus (common swift), 3115 nucleotides. It is a transcript of the gene NAPRT, whose product is annotated as nicotinate phosphoribosyltransferase. The transcript has 13 exons. NCBI's taxonomy places the organism in Eukaryota, Metazoa, Chordata, Aves, Apodiformes, Apodidae. The record is from RefSeq and is a predicted model, not a curated record. Gene Ontology annotation, molecular function: nicotinate phosphoribosyltransferase activity. Bases 26 to 1600 code for a protein of 524 amino acids. Gene Ontology annotation, biological process: NAD+ biosynthetic process.
CCACGCCCCGUGUCCCUCCCCCGCCAUGGCCCCCCUGGCCGAUCUCUACCAACUCACCGCCGCCUACGGGCAGUGGCGGGCGGGCCGGGCCGCGCUCCCCGCGGCCGCCGAGCUCUUCUUCCGGCGCGGGCCCUUCGGGGGGGCCCCGGCGCUGGCGGCCGGGCUGGCCCAGGGGCUGCGCUGCCUCCGCGCCUUCCGCUUCUCCGCCGCCGAUGUCGCCUACCUGCGCUCUGUCCUGCCCAGCACCACCGAGGACGCCUUCUUUGACUACCUGGCCACCCUGGAUGCCUCUGAGGUGACAGUGUCUGCUGUGCCAGAGGGCUCCGUCGUCUUUGCCAGGGUCCCGUUCCUGCAGGUGAAGGGGCCUUUGCUGGUGGUGCAGCUGCUGGAGACCACCUUGUUGUGCCUGGUCAACUACGCCAGCCUGGUGGCCACGAAUGCCGCUCGGUUCCGACUCCUGGCUGGUCCGGAUGUGAAGCUGAUGGAGAUCGGGCUGCGCCGCGCGCAGGGCCCGGACGGUGCCCUCUCAGCCUCCAAGUACUCCUACAUCGGGGGCUUCGACUACACCAGUAACAUCCUGGCAGGGAAGCUCUACGGCAUCCCAGUGCGCGGCACCGUCGCCCACUCCUUCAUCAUGUCCUUCAGCUCCCUGGAGGAGGUGCAGCCCCGGGAGCUGGCACCCCUGGCAGGAGGACAGCCAGUGGAUCUCCCCACCUUGGCUGAGUCGUGGCUGGGGCGGGUGUGUGAUCUGCUCCAGACCCCACCCCAGAAAGCCAACCGGGGCGAACUGGCCGCCUUCGUGUCCUACGCCAUCACCUUCCCACGGGACUUCCAGGGGCUGCUGGACACCUACUGCGUCAGGAGGAGUGGUUUGCCCAACUUUUGUGCCGUGGCUCUGGCCCUGCAGCAGUUGGGCUACCGGGCCAUCGGGGUGCGCCUGGACAGCGGGGACCUGGCCCAGCAAUCCAAGGAGAUCCGCCAAGUCCUCCGAGCUUGUGGUGCUCACUUCCAGGUGCCCUGGUUUGAGACCAUCCCCAUCGCGGUCAGCAAUGACAUCAGUGAGCAGAGCCUGGAGGAGUUCCAGCGGGAGGGGAGUGAGAUCGACAUGAUCGGCGUGGGGACCAACCUGGUGACGUGUCCCCUGCAGCCGUCGCUGGGCUGCGUUUACAAGCUGGUGGAGGUCAAUGGCUCCCCCUGCCUGAAGCUGACAGAAGAUGAGGAGAAGAUGACAAUCCCUGGGACUAAGACGAUCUAUCGGCUCUACGACGCUGCUGGUCACCCCUUUAUGGACCUCAUGGCACUGGAGGAGGAGCCUUCGCCCAGCGCGGGGCAGGAGCUGGUGGUGCACGUCCUAGGGCAGUUUGGUGAGACCAGCAAGGUCGUGCCCACCACCGUGGAGACCCUCCAUCGCACGUACUUCAGAGAUGGCCAGGUGUGUGAGCCACUGCCCAGCCUGCCUGAGGUGAGGAGCCAUGCCCAGGUGUCCCUCAGCCUGCUCAGCCCCGCGCACCGGCAGCUCCACCAGCCCCAGCCCUACCCGGUGGCUGUGACAGAGAAGCUGCACCAUCUCCUCACCAAGCUGCGACAGGCCAGGCAGUGAGGAGGUCCCCAUGUGUCCCCUGAGCUGUGCCACCCCCUGGCUGGGGCCUGCUCUUCCUCCACACUCUUCUGAAGACCAGGUGACUAAUUGGGAAACUGUGGUUCUAACGACCUUGCUGGUGUGGAUCCAGGGACCUUGCAAGAACUGGAAGUGCUGCCAAGAUGGGGCAGGCGGAGCUGGGAGGCAGCUGUCCCCCUGUCCUCUGGAAGUGAUGGCCCUUCACUGCUUUCCUUAGUGGCCCGACCAGCCCUGCACCUUCUGCUGUGGCAGUGCUGCCCACCUUGGUGGCCCUGCCCUCCUUGUGCCUUCUGCUGUGGCAGUGCUGCCCACCUUGGUGGUCCUGCCCUCCUUGUGCCUUCUGCUGUGGCAGUGCUGCCCACUUUGGUGGCCCUACCAAUCCUGUUCCUUUAGUGGUGGCAACCCCUGCUUGAAGCUCCUCUGGAGCACAAGAGACCAAGUCUUGAGCACACAUGGAGUCCUACCAUGGGAAAGGCCAGCCUGUCCUUUUAACCCACCUCCUGUGGGACAUCCAUGGCAGAUGCAUUUUGCCCUUCCUCUUCAAGGCUUCGUGGCCACCAUUUCAUCUCUUUCCAUGUUGUAUCCAUUCCCUGGGAUGUGGAGCCCAGCUCCAGGUUGACACCUGCACUCUCCACCCUGGAGUUCAUGGAGUCACUAAAUCCCCACAAUUCACUUCAUCCUAAGCAAAAAACAAAAAACAACAAACCCAAACAAAACCACAAACGAAAUAAAGAGCUUCACCCACCAUGGCCACAGCAGGUGGCUGCUCUGGUCCUUCACAGACCAUCUAGUUCCAACACCCCUGCAUGGGCAGGGACACCUCCCACCAGCCCAGGCUGCUCCAAGCCCCAUCCAACCUGCCCUUCAACACUGCCAGGGAUGGGGCAGCCACAGCUUCCCUGGGCAACCUGGGCCAGGCUCUCCCCACCCUCACAGCCCAGAAUUUCCUCCUGAUGUCUUCAUGGUUUAUGACUGAAUAAAGAUGGAAUGAAAAGCAAGUGCUUGACCCAGGAGGAACACCUGGGGGGGUGGCCCCAGCAGGUGCCCUCACAGCCCUGUUUUGUGGCACCCCAGCACCAUAAUUCCAGUGAAAAACCCCCUUGUAGCUCCACAGGAGGUACGUCUCCUGCCCAGGUGGUGACUGUUUGAAGGUUUUAUCAAACCAGGGUCAAGAAAAGUUGUUGCAUGGAAUUAAAACCAACCAACAAACAACUUCAGAGGCUCAGCCUUCUCCAAGACACCCUUAUUUUCUCCACUCCUGCCCAAAAUCUGUAAGAGGGAUCAUAAAUCCUUUCCCCUGAGCUUGUAAAAUGUGGAGACCCAGAACUGAGCCACCUAGGGGGAAGAUGCAGUGAGGGAGGGCAAAAGAUAAACCCCCCUGAGAUGUUCCUCAGGCACUAGCCUUGCAUGUCCUCCCAGGAACAGCUGUGAUUUAGAUCUUCUUUGCAUCUUUCCUGCAUGGUGAUGGGGACAAUAAACACUAAACGAGCUUAAGGA